AUGCGAAGAAACUAUCAGACCUCAAACUUCAAGCCAUUCCAAUUGCCCACUCUGAGGCGCACAGAUGCCGCCUCACCAUCCAAGAGCAGUGGAGCUGGAACGAUGCAUCAGACACCGAUCAAUGACUCCCAGCAACCGCAACCCAACAUCUCGUCCCUUUGCAAACCUUUCACUGAGCUGACAUCAUCAGCUCCCAAUGAGGACGUUGAAUUGGAUGCUUUCGACCUGGAACUACUGGCCUCAGAAGAUAGAGAGGAGUCAAUUCAAGAUCCAGGAUUUGGAAUUCCUAGAUCUACGCCACUUCAACCCUCUCGUCAACCUGAUCUACAGGCACCUCAAUUUUCCCGUUUCUUUCAGCCAAUCUCGAGUAACCCUUCUUCCCGCUGGAAUGGAUCCAGCUCGUCGGAUCCUGUUUUAGGGCCUUCCUCGAGCCCCUUGACUUUGUUCCAGCAGAAGAAGGAUGGGAUGCGGAUGGGACAGCGCAACCUUGAGACGAAUCGUGGCCUUUACAAUGACGAGACUAGUCAGAACUCACCCCAGGAACCGAUCGCACAAGCGAGCCCCGAGGCUUUGACUGUCAAUAAACAAUGUCAAAAUCCGUUUAGCAAUAUACCACCAUCUGUGCGGGGAAUCGUCCUCGUACCAGUAAAUAACCUACCAGAGAACUACCGCUCGAUGUUUCCUUUCCCACUUUUCAAUGCCAUUCAAUCUAAAUCCUUCCAUUCCGUCUACAACAGCAAUGAUAACAUCGUUUUGUCUGCACCCACCGGCAGCGGCAAGACAGUGGUGAUGGAAUUGGCCAUAUGCAGACUCCUGAACACCCUCAAAGACGAACGCUUCAAAGUAGUCUACCAAGCACCCACCAAAUCCCUCUGCAGUGAGCGCUUCCGAGAUUGGCACUCCAAGUUCUCCAGCUUGAAUCUCAAAUGCGCAGAACUGACCGGAGACACGGACCACACGCAACUGCGAAACGUCCAGAGUAGCCAGAUUAUCAUCACGACGCCCGAGAAGUGGGAUAGCAUGACUCGGAAAUGGAAAGAUCAUAUGAAGUUGAUGCAGCUCGUGAAACUCUUUCUUAUCGACGAGGUGCAUAUCCUGAAGGAGACGCGAGGAGCUACGCUUGAGGCUGUGGUUUCUCGAAUGAAGAACAUUGGAUCGAAUGUGCGAUUUGUGGCACUGAGUGCGACUGUUCCUAACUCUGAGGAUAUUGCUACCUGGCUUGGGAAGGAUGCGACAAAUCAGCAUGUUCCUGCGCACCGGGAGCAUUUCGGCGAGGAGUUUCGUCCUGUCAUGCUGAAGAAGGUUGUCUAUGGGUAUGCGUCUAAUUUGAAUGACUUUGUAUUUGAUAAAGUUUGCGGUUCAAAGUUGCCCGAAGUGAUCGGAAUGCAUUCAUGCAAGAAACCCAUCAUGAUAUUCUGUUGCACGCGAAACUCAUCCCUCGCGACGGCAAAAGAAUUGGCCCGUCUUUUCACAUUGACCAAUCCACCCACAAGGCUUUGGAAGGAACCCAAGAAACGCCUCGAAGUUCAUAACGAGGACCUAAAGAUAACCCUUCCUACUGGUGUAGCAUUCCAUCACGCUGGUUUGGGGCCCGCUGAUCGCCACACUGUUGAGACAGGCUUCAGAGAAGGGAACAUCAACGUCAUAUGUUGCACGUCUACACUUGCAGUGGGAAUCAACUUACCUUGCCACCUUGUCAUAAUCAAAAAUACUGUCAGUUGGCAAGAUGGAGGCUGCAAGGAGUACUCGGAUUUGGAGAUGAUGCAGAUGCUUGGUCGCGCGGGCCGACCUCAAUUCGACGAUAGUGCGACGGCAGUCAUCCUCACCAGGAAGGAGCGCGUAGCUCACUAUGAGAGACUGGUUCAGGGAUCCGACAGUCUGGAGAGCUGCUUACAUUUAAACCUCAUUGAUCACCUCAACGCUGAGAUUGGCUUGGGAAACAUCACGGACGUCCAAUCGGCCGUGAAAUGGCUUGCUGGUACAUUCUUGUUUGUAAGGAUUCGUCGUAACCCGACGCAUUACAAGCUCAAGGAAGGGGCGGACCAAGAAGAUGAGGAUCAGCUGCUUCGCAAUAUUUGUGAGAAGGAUAUCAAUCUUCUUCAAAAAUAUGGGUUGGUCGGAUGCGAAAGCCUUUGUUCGACCCAGUUCGGCGAAGCUAUGGCUCGGUACUACAUCCAGUUCGAGACCAUGAAAGUUCUAUUGUCACUGAAGCCAAAGGCAACAUUGUCCGAAAUUCUAAAUGUGAUCGCUCAAGGUGACGAGUUCCGCGAGAUCCGCCUCAAAGCUGCCGAGAAAUCACUUUAUCGAGAGAUCAACCGUGACCCAGGAAUUCGUUUCCCUAUCAAGGUUGAUCUAGCCCUCCCAGCCCACAAGAUCUCACUACUCCUUCAAUCCGAGCUAGGGGCAAUUGAGUAUCCCGAUAACGACCAACUUCAGAAACACAAAUUUACCUUCCAGCAAGACAAAAGCCUAGUCUUUGCACAUGUCAACCGACUAAUUCGCUGCUUACUCGACUGUCAAAUCGCCCGUGGUGACUCAAUUACGAUCCUUAAUGCCCUUGAACUCGCCCGAAGCUUUGGAGCAAAGGUCUGGGACCACUCACCUCUCCAAAUGAAGCAGAUUGAGCAAGUGGGUGUUGUUACAGUUCGGAAGUUGGCUGCUGCUGGGAUCACUAGUAUUGAAGGACUGGAAUGUGCGGAAGCUCAUCAGAUUGAGAUGGUUCUUAGCAAGAAUCCGCCUUUCGGGUCGAAGUUGCUCUCGAGAUUGAAGGAGUUCCCGAAACUGAGGGUUUCUGUGAAGAUGCUUGGAAAGGAAGUGAAAGUUGACUGUGUCAAUGUCCGAUUCAAGGCUGAAGUCGCGUUCAUGAAUGACAAAAUCCCGACGUUCUUCCAACGUCGUCCGGUUUAUGUGUGUUGCUUGAUAGAGAGGUCUGAUGGUCAUAUGAUUGAUUUCAGACGCACAAGUGCAGCCAAGCUCCAAGAGAAGCUGGAAAUUGAACUCACCGCGGAAUUGGCGAGUGCGGAGCAUGUUAUUGUGUGUCAUGUUAUGUGUGAUGAAAUCGCGGGAACAUCGAGACAAGCUGAGCUCAGACCUAACCUGCCAUCUCACCUCUUUGCCGUUGUGCGAGAUAGGAAUACCAAUUCCCAAAACCCUGAAACCUCGAACUUGCCAUCUCGUUACCCCAAGGGAAAUUUGAAUACUAGAGAGGCAGAGAAACCGAAGACGAACACAUCUCAUCCCCAGGGACGAGAUAUGACCAGCAUCAUGACCAAGUCUCAACAGAGUGUGGACGAUUUUGAUGGCGAUGACUUGGAGCUCGAUGAUUUCCUCGCUGUGAAUGAACCCCGUGGCAAAGCAAAGGAAUUUACAAGGCCACGACCUCGACAGGUUGACGAUUUUGAUGAUAUAGAUUGGUUUUCAAUUGAUGCGACUCCACCGAGCCCAGCCAGGGGAGUACCGAGGGUCUCAAAGCCUCGAGAAGAUGACUGGGCGGUGGACUUGGACGAGCCAGAGGACGAGUACGAGCCAGUCAGACUUGCGAAUGGCAAAUGGGCUUGCAAUCAUAAAUGCAGAGAUAAAACUAGUUGCAAGCAUUUCUGCUGUCGUGAGGGGCUGGAAAAACCUCCGAAGCCGCCGAAGCGGACAAUCCCUACGACCCAAAAGGAAAGUGGUCUCAAUCAGCUGACUAUUUCAGCAAGUAUCACAAAGGCAACUCCGACCAAUAAUUCGAGUUGGGGAAAGCAAGUGGCUAGACAAGGCGUCACGGGGCCCAAGAAUGACGGCCUUGUUUCAAAGGCGAAGCAGAUGUCAAUAUCGCAAGCUGGAAAGAAGAAUCCAAGUCGAGAGAGGUCUAUCUUCUCGGAGCGGGACAAGAACGUGCCUUUCUACCAGAGAAAGCUGGAAAAGCGUCCAGAGAAACCUCUUUCCAGUGAUUACGGUGAUGAAAGCUUCGAUGAUUUGCCGUCUCCGUCACGUCUUCUCAGGAAUAGAGGAUCUGGGUUUGAAAGAUCAGUUUCUCCAGUGGUGGAUGACCAGGCAAAGAACAGCACCAUGGAUGUGCCGGCUAUUGAGACGAAGCAUACAGGUGCCGAGCCCGCGCCCUCCACGUUACGGAUCAAUUUCUCCCAGAAAGACCAAAUGAAGCCAUCCGCCCCAAAAAGACAAUACGAGAUAAUUGAGAUCCUGGAUGACACACCACCAGACUCAAGGAUUAAAACAACCAAGGACUCUCCUGUCAAGCAGAGUAUACUGCCACUCUCAACAAAAGCAGACCAAUCCUCCAUCCUGAAACGGAAGACGAGCCAAGACGAAACACGAAUGGAACACAAGAAACGGGUUAAACAAACUCCCUUUGUUCCUGCUUUACAGGUUCACGCUUCAAACUCUUUGAACGAUGAACCCCAACUGAGUCCUGGGCAGCCUGCGCCUCCUAUUUCUCCCGCAUCUCCUGCAUCUCCUGUUUCUCCCGUUCCUGUGACCGUUGGUCGGAUGGACUUGAAUGCGACAUGGGACAACGAUGGAAUUGAUCUGCUUGAUGAGUUCAAGGAUAUUAUUAGAUUCAUUUAA
Messenger RNA from Penicillium crustosum, 4566 nucleotides. RefSeq lists its product as uncharacterized. The transcript has 10 exons. NCBI's taxonomy places the organism in Eukaryota, Fungi, Ascomycota, Eurotiomycetes, Eurotiales, Aspergillaceae. The record is from RefSeq and is a predicted model, not a curated record. The coding region runs from base 1 to 4566 and encodes 1521 amino acids. Gene Ontology annotation, molecular function: ATP binding; nucleic acid binding.